AUGUCCGCUGCGAAGCAGGCCGCGCGCCCGCUGCAGACGUGCAUUCGCUGCUCACGGACGCCCGUGUCGCUGCAGUCCCGGACCUUCACCAGCAGCGCCCCAGCCGCCGACGAGGCCCAGGUCCAGAAGCCGCAGCAGUCAUCCGCGCCGGCCCCCUCGUCCACCGAUGCCGCGAGCCUCGAUCCGAACACCGUCGUUACGCGCCGUGAGGAGAAGAAGCUGAUCAAGUCGGGCGUCUACCCCAUCGGCUCUCGGAGACGUCGCGCGGCGCUGGCGCAGUCGCAGAACAUUCCAUUCGAGCAGCUCCCGUACCAAUGCUUUCAGGAGGCGCGGAAGGUGCUCAAGGCGGAUCGGGCGGAAAAGGUAGCGGCGAUUGAGGAACAGCUCGCGCGGCUGGCUCGCUUGCGGGCGCAGGACCCGGCCGUGUCGGGCGGCGAGAAGGAGAAGAAUGUGCGGUUGAUGAGCAUGCAGAACCGUUUGGAGAAGCUGAAGAUCCUGGCCGAUAUCAACGAUCCGCUCGUUAAGAAGAACUUUGAAGAUGGGAAAGGCAAUAUGCUCAAACCCGUCUACCGUUACCUGGCGGAGAGGAAAUGGCGCGAGUACAAGAGGCUGCUCGUCGAGCAGCGCAUCACCACGAUGCAUAUCAUCCCCGACGUUCUUCCCGCUAUGGAGCAGAAGGCCGACGUCAGCAUAAUGUUUGGGGAUCGCAAAGUCCAGCCCGGCGACUUUGUCGCUUCCAAAACUAGCGAGAUCCCGCUCACCCUCAGAGUGCAAGUGUUCGACAAGGGUGAGAGGCUGGUGUCGAUUGUGGUCGUAGACUCGGACGUACCGAACAUGGAGAAGGACGGCUUCGACUACCGCUGCCACUACAUUGCCGCAAACAUUCCGAUUUCUCCUGUGAAGGGAUGGGUUCGACUUGGGAACUUGUCGGCAGACUCUCAGGUUGCGCUUCCCUGGCUCCCACCGUUUGCCCAGAAGGGCAGCCCUUAUCACAGGUACUCUGUCUUCAUCCUCGAGCAACCCGAGGGCAAGACGUUGGACAUUGCAAAUGUCAAGGCUCAAGUCAAGCGGGAUGGAUUCAUUCUGCGUGGCUUCAUCGAUAAGCACCAUCUGACGCCUGUGGGUAUCAACAUGUUUAGAGCGGAGUGGGAUGAGAACACGGACGAAGUGAUGGAGAGAGCCGGCAUCGAGGGAGCGGACAUCGAGUACAAGAGGAACAAACCGGAGAAGCUGCCGUACAAGAAGAAGGACGGCGCUCGGUAUAGGUGA
This is a messenger RNA of Diplodia corticola, 1269 nucleotides long. Its product is annotated as mitochondrial 54s ribosomal protein 35. Lineage: Eukaryota; Fungi; Ascomycota; Dothideomycetes; Botryosphaeriales; Botryosphaeriaceae. The transcript has 2 exons. The record is from RefSeq and is a predicted model, not a curated record. The coding region runs from base 1 to 1269 and encodes 422 amino acids.